ACGCUCACCAAGCCCACCUUCUGCCACCUGUGCUCCGAUUUCAUCUGGGGGCUGGUCGGCUUCCUGUGCGACGUCUGCAACUUCAUGUCCCAUGAGAAGUGUCUGAAGCACAUGAAGACCCCGUGUGUGUGCGUGGCGCCCAGCCUGGUGCGGGUCCCGGUGGCGCACUGCUUUGGCCCCCGGGGGCUGUACAAGCGCAGGUUCUGCGGGGUCUGCCGCAAGUGCCUGGAGGUGCCUGCGCUCCGCUGCGAAGUGUGUGAGCUGCACGUUCACCCCGACUGUGUGCCCUUCGCCUGCAGCGACUGUCGCCACUGCCACCAGGACGGGCACCAGGACCACGACACGUACCACCACCACUGGCGGGAGGGGAACUUGCCCUCAGGCGCACGCUGCGAAGUCUGUCGCAAGACGUGCGGCUCCUCGGAGGUGCUGGCCGGCCUGCGCUGUGAGUGGUGCGGCCUCCAGGCCCACUCCGUCUGCUCCUCGGCGCUCGCCCCCGAGUGCACGUUCGGGCGCCUGCGCAGCAUGAUCCUGCCCCCCGCCUGUGUGCGCCUGCUGUCUCUCAACUUCAGCAAGAUGCACUGCUACCGCAUAGCCGAGACCUGGGCGCCUGAGCCAGGUGAAGGGGACGAUGGUGUGGAUGGAAGUGCCCCAGUGGGCCCAGGCCGAGAGGCGCUGGCGUCUCCGGAGUCCAGCAAGCAGACGCUGAGGGUCUUCGAUGGCAACGACAGCCUGCGGAGAAACCUCUUCCGUCUGGUCACCGUCCCCCGCCUCGCCAGGAGCGAGGAGGUGCUGGAGGCGGCCCUGCGGGCGUACUACGUCAGUGAGGACCCUCGAGACUUCCAGCUGCAGGCGCUGCCCCUGCCCGUGCCUGCAGGGGAUGGCGAGGCCGGCGGAAAGGAGGAGGGGGGUCGAAGCCCUUCGCCGGAGGCCUGGGUCAUCCGGGCCCUGCCCCACACACAUGAGGUCCUGAGGAUCUACCCGGCCUGGCUCAAGGUGGGUGUGGCCUACGUGUCGCUCCGUGUAACUCGGCAGAGCACGGCGCGCUCUGCGGUGCUGGAGGUCCUUCCGCUGCUCGGCCUCCAGGCAGAGAGCCCCGAGAGCUACCAGCUGGUGCAGGUGCUCCUGGGCAGCAGGCAAGUUCAGCGGACGGUUUUGGCGGAAGACGAGCCCCUGAUGGACCUCCUCCAUGACAUGCGGCAGACGUCCCUGCGGCAGAUGAGCCACACACGUUUCUAUGUGGUGGAGAGCCAGGCCCUGACACCUCACAUCUCCCUGUUUGUGGGCGGCCUGCCGCCUGGCCUGGCCACUCAGGAGUAUGGCCCCCUGUUGCAAGAGGCCCUGGGCACCAAAGCUGACGUGGUGACUGUGAGUCAUGUCUACGCCUCGCAAGGUGCCGUGGUGCUGGACCUCGCCUGCUUCGCCGAGGCUGAGCGGCUGUACAUGCUGGCCAAGGAUGCGGUCGUGCAGGGGCGCCCGCUGACGGCACUGGUGCUCCCUGACGUGCUGCAUGAGAAGCUACCCCCCGACUGCUGCCCCCUCCUCGUGUUUGUGAACCCCAAGAGUGGGAGCCUCAAAGGUAGAGACCUGCUCUCCAGUUUCCGGAAGCUGCUGAACCCCCACCAAGUCUUUGAGCUGACCAAUGGGGGCCCUCUCCCCGGGUUCCAUGUCUUCUCCCAGGCCCCCCGCUUCCGGGUGCUGGUGUGUGGCGGGGACGGCACCGUGGGCUGGGUGCUCGGUGCCCUGGAGGAGACACGCCACCGCCUGGCCUGCCCUGAUCCUUCUGUGGCCAUCCUGCCCCUGGGCACAGGGAAUGACCUCGGCCGCGUGCUACGCUGGGGCGCGGGCUACAGUGGAGAGGACCCCUUCUCAGUGCUUGUAUCUGUGGAUGAGGCCGAUGACGUGCUCAUGGACCGCUGGACAAUCCUGCUGGAUGCACAGGAUGCCAGUGGCGCUGAGAACAGCUCAGUCGACCUGGAGCCCCCCAAGAUCGUCCAGAUGAAUAACUACUGUGGGAUUGGCAUCGAUGCUGAGCUCAGCCUGGACUUCCACCACGCCCGAGAAGAGGAGCCGGGGAAGUUCACCAGCAGGUUCCAUAAUAAGGGUGUGUACGUGCGGGUCGGGCUGCAGAAGAUGAACCAGUCACGCAGUCUGCACAAGGAGAUCCGGCUGCAGGUGGGGCAGCAGGAGGUGGCACUGCCCAGCAUCGAAGGCCUCAUCUUUAUCAAUAUCCCCAGCUGGGGCUCGGGGGCCGACCUGUGGGGCUCUGACAGCGACGCCAGGUUCGAGAAGCCGCGCAUGGACGACGGGCUGCUGGAGGUGGUGGGUGUGACAGGCGUCGUGCACAUGGGUCAGGUCCAGGGUGGGCUCCGCUCCGGCAUCCGCAUUGCCCAGGGCUCGUACUUCCGCGUCACGCUCCUCAAGGCCACGCCUGUGCAGGUGGACGGUGAGCCCUGGGUCCAGGCGCCCGGGCACAUGAUCAUCUCGGCUGCGGGGCCCAGGGUGCACAUGCUGAAGAAGUCCAAGCAGAAGCCCAGGAAGGCCGGAGGCGGCCCCAAGGAGAACCGUGUGGAUGCGAGCCCCGAGGGCGAUGCCAAAUAGACGCAGUAGGGGAGGCUGAGGGCUGGAAGUAGCCCAGUGCCCACCCUGGUCCACCACCGGGCAGUGACCUCGUCCUGACGUCUUCCUGGGACCAAGGCGUCCCCAUCCAGGCCGCCCCUGGGGGCUGUGGGCGUGCCCCCGGCCUUGGCAGUCAGUGUUGGGGUGGCCCGGGGGCUCUGCGGAGGCCUUGAGGGCUGCAUCCUGCUACCUGCACCUCCGAGCUCCCCCCCAGGUGGCCUGUUGCUGGGCUUCCCCUCACCUCCUGGACCACUCUGGGUGUAGCUGGCCCUGGGGCUCUGAGGCACAUGUUUCAACCUCUGCGCAGAAAUGGCAGACCCAUGCCCAGAGGGGGACGUGGGGCCUGGGAGACCCUGGGCGUGCUCUGGGUGUCUGCAGUAGGGUCUAGAUCAGUGGGCUUGGCUGGGAGCCCAUGCUGCCUUGCUGGUAGGUGGUAAUACAAAGCUGAGCUUGGUAUGGGUGGUGCAGGGCCAGUGGCCGCCCCUCUUGAUGCCUAUCCGAGCAGGUAGAAGGGACCAGGAGGGUGUAGACGGAUGACACUGGGCUGGGCGGAGGAACCGCUUUAAUUCCCACUCCACGUGACGCACUUUACAUACUAUUGCCUGCCAGAUGCAUGGCUGCGACUGGCGCCCUGACCCCCUGGCCCAGGGGCAGUGGCUAGCCGGGACCCUGGGGCUCCUUUGGAACUCGGACCACAAGGACAGAAAUGAAAGGGAACUAAACUAUGUGGGACGUCUCCCGAGGCACCCACACCAAAGAAGGGGGCCCCCGUGGCCCCUGACUCCCUGCACUGUGGAGCUUGGCUGGGCCUGAGUGCCAGCCUGCUGCUGGCCUGAGUUUGGGCCUUAACCCUGGGGCAAGCCAAGGGAGGCAGACCCCAGGGUGUCCCCCCCUCCCUGCCCCGCUUGUGCCCAAACUGCACCCAGUGUGCACCGUGUUUACGUGUUUGUAACUGGUCCAUGCAGCUCUGCGUGACUCGUGCUCGCUUGUGCCCAAACCGCACCCAGUGUGCACCGUGUUUACGUGUUUGUAACUGGUCCACGCAUGCAGCGUGUGAUUCAUGCUCGCUUCGCCGUCUGCUCUGUGGGCGCUGUUGUCAGCCACGGCCCGGGGGACCGGGGGUGCUGUCAGGCCCCGUGUCUCCUGUGGCAGGCUGCUCUGCUGAGAGCUGCACUGACUGGGUCCUGCUCUCUGUGUAACUUAUAGCUCCCUGAAUGUACGUAACUUAUGUGACAAACACAGUGCUGGAUAUGA
Echinops telfairi (small Madagascar hedgehog) is the source of this 3873-nucleotide messenger RNA. RefSeq names its product diacylglycerol kinase theta (gene DGKQ). The annotation marks the transcript as partial. The record is from RefSeq and is a predicted model, not a curated record. Gene Ontology annotation, biological process: lipid phosphorylation; intracellular signal transduction; diacylglycerol metabolic process. Gene Ontology annotation, molecular function: ATP-dependent diacylglycerol kinase activity. Lineage: Eukaryota; Metazoa; Chordata; Mammalia; Afrosoricida; Tenrecidae. The transcript has 23 exons.